AUUACCAUUAUCUUACGGUUUUUCUGAAAAUAGCAUAAUAUUUUCGUUUGCCUAUCAUCGAAUGAAAGGAUAUGACUUUAAUGGCUUUGCGCAUAGUCCAAGUGAAUUUCCAAGCAGUGUUAAGAAAUGGUAUUUUACUCUGUAUGACAAUUCAGACGUGGAAAUGAGAUUUCGAACUACUCAAAUAGUAAAUACAGCAGAUGUGCAAGAUAUAUCGAUUGAAAAGCGACAAUGUCGAUUCUCAGACGAACGUUGGCCACUAAAUGCAUCACUUCCGUACAACUUUCAAUCGUGCUUGAUUUAUACUCGAGUUCAAAUAGAUUUGGAUUUGUGCAAUUGUACACUACACUUUGCACCGAUUGAAUAUGCGAAUCAAUACUGUAAUCAUAAACAGAUGGAAUGUAUCAAGAAACAUACUACGAAAUAUAUAGCAAAUGCGCAAAUGAUUUACAAACCAUGCCUUUCCACAUGUACUGAGAUGAAUAUUGAUUUAGUUGGGAAAAAACGUGUAUAUGAAAAAUCAAGAAACGUGUCGUCACUGACAAUUGAAGUAUUGAAUCAACCCACGAAACUUGUUCGUAAUGUCUCUUAUACAAAUCUUGAUCUCGUUGUUACCAUCGGAAAAUUGGUUGGCUAA
Messenger RNA from Contarinia nasturtii (swede midge), 637 nucleotides. RefSeq names its product pickpocket protein 19-like. Gene Ontology annotation, biological process: sodium ion transport. The coding region runs from base 62 to 637 and encodes 191 amino acids. Gene Ontology annotation, cellular component: membrane. NCBI's taxonomy places the organism in Eukaryota, Metazoa, Arthropoda, Insecta, Diptera, Cecidomyiidae. The transcript is spliced from 6 exons. The record is from RefSeq and is a predicted model, not a curated record. Gene Ontology annotation, molecular function: sodium channel activity.